AUGUCAGUUCCAGAAGAUUUAAAGUAUCAUAGUCCUAUAUUUAAUAAGCGAGGUGAAACAUUGGUUUGGUUGUUAUUAAUAUCAUUGUCAGUGUUGAUUAGAUAUGCCAUCUCUAUUCAUCCUUACUCUGGUCAUGCCAAACCACCAAUGUUUGGUGACUACGAGGCACAGAGACACUGGAUGGAGAUAACAACUAAACUACCUACCAGCGAAUGGUAUUUCAAUACCACCAACAAUGAUCUUCAGUAUUGGGGUUUGGAUUAUCCACCUUUGACUGCCUAUUCAAGUUGGUUAUUUGGUAAAAUUGGUGAAAAAGUUGAACCAGAAUCAAUGGCACUAUAUACUUCGAGAGGAUAUGAAAGUAAAUCAAGUAAACUAUUCAUGAGAUCAACUGUAAUCGUAUCGGAUCUACUCAUUUGGUUGCCAGCAGUCUUGUUCUUUGUUCAAACGUUCUACAAAGAACAAUCAUUAUUGAAAAGAUCAAUUGCAUUCAUUUUCAUUUCAAUGCAGCCAUCUUUGUUGUUAAUAGAUCAUGGACAUUUCCAAUACAAUGGAAUAUCACUUGGAUUUGCAUUGUUUGGUAUAACUUUUAUCUUGAGAAAUCAACAGUUGUUGGCAAGUCUCUUCUUUGUACUAUCAUUAAAUUACAAGCAGAUGUCACUCUACUAUUCACCGGCAUUCUUCUUUUAUCUUUUAUUUACCAAUUUAUCUUUUAGUAAUAUAUUCAAAUCAAUAUUAAAUAUUGCUAAAAUUGGUAUUGUUGUAAUCACUACAUUCAUUAUAUGUUGGAUACCAUUCCUAUCGCUGGAACAAGCAUCACAAGUAUUGUUUAGAUUGUUCCCUGUUGCGAGAGGACUAUUCGAAGACAAAGUAGCAAACUUUUGGUGUGUAGCAUCCACUGUUAUCAAUUUUAAAACAAAAUUCUCACCCGAACAACUUUUAAAGUUAUGUACUCUUACAACAUUAGCAGCAAUUUCAAUCAUUGUAUACCCAUUGAUAAAGAAAUGUUGGUCUGCCAAUUUAAAAUCAAACUGGAAAGUUGUAAUGUAUAGAUCACAGCAAUUAAUGUUUAUCUAUUCAUUGAUUAUCAGUGCCUUUGCCUUCUUUUUAUUCUCUUUCCAAGUACAUGAAAAGACUAUCCUUUUACCACUGCUACCCGUAUCGCUCUUGGUAUUGGAGUCAGGCUAUAUAACAAUUAUAUUGAUGUUGGUCAGUCAUUAUUUAUUCGAAUUUAUUGAACCACCCGUUCAUCUACCAGCAUUGUUCCAUCUUUUAGUUGCAUCGAUAUCGUUUGGAUACUUUUGUUUGACAGUGUUAGGACCUGCUCGUUGUCUUAGUAAAAAAUGUGUUCCAAAAAAUGCCAGAUGUUCAUCACCACCUACCAAACCUAGAUGUAGACCUGAUUAUAAUCUAGUUACUUUUAUUAGUGAUCCAAACUAA
Molecule: messenger RNA, 1440 nt
Organism: Heterostelium album PN500
Lineage: Eukaryota; Evosea; Eumycetozoa; Acytosteliales; Acytosteliaceae
Gene: alg6
Product: ALG6/ALG8 family glucosyltransferase
Exons: 7
Coding region: 1-1440 (479 amino acids)
Biological process (GO): protein N-linked glycosylation
Cellular component (GO): endoplasmic reticulum membrane
Molecular function (GO): dolichyl pyrophosphate Man9GlcNAc2 alpha-1,3-glucosyltransferase activity
Source: RefSeq, a predicted model, not a curated record